Molecule: messenger RNA, 759 nt
Organism: Pichia membranifaciens NRRL Y-2026
Lineage: Eukaryota; Fungi; Ascomycota; Pichiomycetes; Pichiales; Pichiaceae
Exons: 1
Coding region: 1-759 (252 amino acids)
Biological process (GO): peptidyl-lysine dimethylation
Molecular function (GO): protein-lysine N-methyltransferase activity
Source: RefSeq, a predicted model, not a curated record
AUGACAGAGAGCAUGCUGCCUGCGUCGCUGUUUGCAGAACCGGAGAGCUUCCGUCCGGAGCAGCCCCAGGGCACGCUCGCCGAGUACUUCACGCAGACCACAGACACGGGGCUGCAGAUCAACCUCGUCGGGUCGUCGCCGUUGUACGGCCACAUCUUGACGCACGCGUGCCUCUACCUGGCCCGGUACCUGGAGAAACACGCAGACACGCUGGUGCGCAACAAGACGGUGCUCGAGGUGGGCUCCGGCGGAGCCCUCCCGUCGAUUCUCUCGGCGCACUUGGGCGCCCGGUUCGUGGUGUCCACAGACUACCCGGACGCAGACCUGAUCGGCAACAUCCGCAAGAACAUCGCCGAAAACAAGGUCGGCGCCAACUGCGCCGCCCUCGGGUACAUCUGGGGCAACGACACCGCGGACAUCGAGGCCACGCUCCGCCAGCACACGGCGGGCGAGUGCUCCACCUUCGACGUCAUCAUCCUCAGCGACGUGAUCUUCAACCACAGCGAGCACCGCAAGCUCCUCCACUCCUGCCGCAGCCUGCUCACCCCGGGCACGGGCAAGGUGCUCGUCACCUUCUCGCCCCACCGGCCCAAGCUCUUCCACAAGGACCUCGAAUUCUUCGACCUCGCCCAGCAGGCGCCCUUCCGCUUCGCCUCCCGCUUCGUCGAGAUGGAGCACUGGUCCCCGCUCUUCAAGGACGACACCGACGAGUCCACCGUCGAGCUCCGAAGCAGGGUCUACUUCUACAUGCUCGAGUGA